AUGUCUCUCUGGAAAAAUGCUGUAGGUGAAAAAGAACAGCGAAGAUUACAGAAAGCUAGAGAUACUAGAUGGUGGGAUAAGGAAAGUGCUCUUAAUAAUAUAUUUGGAUCACCCAUUGAUGGUUUUAAUAGUGCUAUGUAUGUUUGUAUUAUCAGUGCAUUGUAUAAAAUAGAAACAUCUGAUAAAUUCAGUUCAAAUAUUAGGCUAAAAGCAAAAUGUUUAAAAACUGAGCUCUUGAAGUAUUCUACUAUAUUAACUGCAUUUAUAUACCAAAGAAUAUUUGAAAUAACAGGGCCACUAUCAAAAUAUUUGCAAACAAGCGGUAUUGAUUUAAUAAAAUCUCAAGAACUUGUAAAUGAUGCAUUAAAACGUUUAAUAAUUAUACAAUGA
This is a messenger RNA of Macrosiphum euphorbiae (potato aphid), 390 nucleotides long. The record is from the annotation of a GenBank genome assembly. NCBI's taxonomy places the organism in Eukaryota, Metazoa, Arthropoda, Insecta, Hemiptera, Aphididae.